AUGGCAUUGCCAAUUUUAUCUGUCGCCUUGCCAGCACAGACUUCGGAAGCGACAGAGUCGAUCGCGCCUGAGCUGAAGGGCAAACGCUCAUUUGUUGAGCGUGAUGGUGUCAAGAGAACAAUUUUCGAGCACGAAGCCACUGGUGCAAAGAUUGAUUUUGUGACCAACUCUGGCAUCUGUGAGACGACCCCCGGAGUCAAUCAAUACUCUGGUUAUCUCUCAGUUGGAAGCAACGAAAAUAUGUGGUUCUGGUUCUUUGAGGCUCGAAAUAAUCCAACCACUGCACCGCUCGCGACUUGGUUUAAUGGUGGUCCAGGAUGCUCAUCAAUGAUUGGGUUAUUCCAGGAAAAUGGGCCAUGUCACUUCGUCAACGGUGCUUCAACACCGUCACUGAAUCCAUACAGCUUUAACGAAUACGCAAACAUGCUGUAUGUUGAUCAGCCCAUUGGUACUGGAUUUUCAUACGGUACAGAUCCCGUGACUUCAACUGUGACUGCUGCUCCAUAUGUGUGGAAAUUGCUGCAAGCUUUCUUUGCGCAAUUCCCACAGUAUGAAAAUCGCGACUUUGGUAUCUUUACCGAGUCUUACGGUGGACACUACGGCCCAGAAUUUGCUUCUUACUUCGAGUCCCAAAAUGCCGCCAUUGCGUCUGGCUCCGUGACCGGCCAAAACGUUUCUCUUGUCGCUCUUGGAAUCAACAACGGCUGGUACGACCCAAUCAUCCAAUACAAGGCCUACGUAGACUUCAGUUACAACAACACCUACACUCCUCUUAUCAGCGCAUCACAACAUACCUCAUACCUGAACACGUAUACCAAAAGCUGCUUGCCCCUUCUUCAAAAGUGCCCCGCAACCACAGGAACCAAUUCUGCUUGCGAAAAUGCUGAUAACACAUGCUACAACGACAUCGAGGGCCCACUUUCCAGUGUCGCUGAUUUCGACGUGUACGACAUUCGUGCUCCAAGUAAUGAUCCUAACCCACCAGAGACGUAUGUCAACUACUUGCAGAGUUCGGCUGUCAUGAGCGCAAUUGGUGCUCAGAGCACUUAUUCUGAGUGCCCUGAUGCCCCAUAUGAGAAGUUUGCCAAUACAGGUGAUGAUGCACGAUCAUUCCUCUCCACCCUUUCAACCGUCGUCCAAUCCGGCAUCACGACCCUCAUCUGGGCCGGUGAUGCAGACUGGAUUUGCAACUGGUUUGGUGGUCUUGCCUCUGCAGAAGGAAUCACCUACUCCGGCUCCUCUGCAUUCAAAUCCAAAGCCGUGACCAGCUACACCGUCAACGGUGUUGCGAGCGGCACUUUCAAGAGCGUGGGUAACCUGAGCUGGUUGAGAGUCUUUGGAGCGGGACAUGAAGUUCCGUUCUACCAGCCUGCGGUGGCAUUACAGGUCUUUAAGCAGACGAUGAUGAAGGGUCCAAUUGCGAGCACGUGA
Messenger RNA from Mollisia scopiformis, 1431 nucleotides. Its product is annotated as alpha/beta-hydrolase. Lineage: Eukaryota; Fungi; Ascomycota; Leotiomycetes; Helotiales; Mollisiaceae. Gene Ontology annotation, cellular component: fungal-type vacuole. Gene Ontology annotation, biological process: proteolysis. Gene Ontology annotation, molecular function: serine-type carboxypeptidase activity. The transcript is spliced from 5 exons. The record is from RefSeq and is a predicted model, not a curated record. Bases 1 to 1431 code for a protein of 476 amino acids.